AUGAACUUUAAAAUAGAUGAACAAAUAAGGGAGUACAAUUUGCUCAAGGACAGGUUUGUUGAUACCGAAACAGAAUUGCGUAAAUUACGAGAUACUUUGAAAGUAGUGCAGAAGAAGGCAAGCAAAGUCGAUGAAUUAGAAGCGCAGAUAAAAACAUUGGAGCAAAAAAAUGAGCAAUUAAAGAAUUGUCUGAACAAAAAUCAGCCUACAAAAGAAAGAAAUGAGACAGUUAAGGAAAUCAGAAAGGAGACUUUAUCCUUUGCAAAGGUACUCACACAAAACGAAAAGCAGGUACUAAGCAAAAAUCAGCCAGUAAACAAAGAUAAUAACAAAGAUAAGCGUGUAGUGGCAUGCGUGGCCAUGAAACCGACAUGUAAUAUAGAAACGCUGCGGAGAGUUUUGAUAAAGAACAACUAUCGACAGAUAAUACAGAAAAUAAGAUGGAAACUUGCAAAAAGAAAGGAUCAUGGAUAA
Messenger RNA from Parnassius apollo (apollo), 474 nucleotides. The record is from the annotation of a GenBank genome assembly. NCBI's taxonomy places the organism in Eukaryota, Metazoa, Arthropoda, Insecta, Lepidoptera, Papilionidae.